AAAGGUUAAAAAAUCCAAAGAUGCAUUAAUUAACGAGAACAUGGGGAUGAGAGGACCUUGUUAUCAUGUCAGCACAAGACUAGUCAGUCCAUGUGCAUCUGGAACACCCCCUAAGUUACUAACAAAACUGUUGCAAACACUGAAAGUAACCCCAAAGUGCUCUGAUUAAUAAUAAUUAAUAACCAUAUGUUAAGCCUAGCUAGGCUAGCUAGCUGAUAUGGCUAUAAAUAGAAACGUCCUCGCAAUGUUUGUUUGGUGCAAUGGGAGUGAGAAUGGGUCGUCUUCAACUUACUCUUUGCCUCACCUUUCUGCUUAUGGCCACGGUAACGUUUGGUGUACCUCCUAGAAAGCCCAUUGAUGUUCCUUUCGGCAGGAACUAUUUCCCCACUUGGGCUUUUGAUCACAUCAAGUAUCUCCAUGGCGGUUCUGAAGUGCUUCUCGUCCUCGACAACUACACUGGUACUGGCUUUCAGUCAAAAGGUUCUUACUUGUUUGGCCACUUCAGUAUGCAUAUAAAGAUGGUUCCUGGCGACUCUGCCGGAACUGUAACCGCCUUCUAUUUAUCAUCACAGAACUCACAACAUGAUGAGAUAGACUUUGAGUUCCUAGGGAACAGAACCGGCCAGCCUUACAUUUUGCAGACGAACGUGUUCACAGGAGGCAAAGGAAACAGAGAGCAGAGGAUCAACCUCUGGUUUGACCCUUCCAAGCACUAUCACUGCUAUUCUGUUCUCUGGAAUAUGUAUCAGAUUGUAUUCUUUGUGGAUGAUGUUCCCAUACGAGUGUUCAAGAACAGCAAAGACAUUGGGGUGAAGUUUCCAUUCAACCAGCCGAUGAAGAUAUAUUCGAGCCUGUGGAAUGCAGAUGACUGGGCCACAAGGGGAGGGUUAGAGAAGACCAACUGGAAAAAGGCUCCUUUCAUCGCCUCCUACAGAGGCUUCCACGUUGAUGGAUGUGAGGCUUCGGUGAAUGCUAAGUUCUGCGAGACGCAAGGGAAACGUUGGUGGGAUAAGAAGGAGUUCCAAGACUUGGAUGCUAAACAGUACAAGCGUCUCGAAUGGGUUCGUAAGAGAUACACUGUCUAUAACUAUUGUACCGACCGUAUCAGGUUUCCUAAGCCUCCUCCUGAGUGCCGCAGAGACCGUGACAUUUAGUGUUUUUCAGAGUUCAUCUUAUAUAUUUUCCCAGUCGUUGUAUCAUAGCUUUCGAGCUAGAGAAACUUGAAUUGUUACAAUGGUACUUGUGAUGUAAACUAAUUAACAACCAUUCAC
This is a messenger RNA of Raphanus sativus (radish), 1271 nucleotides long. Its product is annotated as probable xyloglucan endotransglucosylase/hydrolase protein 5. The record is from RefSeq and is a predicted model, not a curated record. Lineage: Eukaryota; Viridiplantae; Streptophyta; Magnoliopsida; Brassicales; Brassicaceae. The coding region runs from base 261 to 1154 and encodes 297 amino acids. The transcript has 4 exons. Gene Ontology annotation, biological process: cell wall biogenesis; xyloglucan metabolic process. Gene Ontology annotation, molecular function: hydrolase activity, hydrolyzing O-glycosyl compounds; xyloglucan:xyloglucosyl transferase activity. Gene Ontology annotation, cellular component: apoplast; cell wall.